CCUGUGUCUGUGGAUUCUCAGGGUGGUCAGAUUUUUCCCCUCUCCCUCUCGGCUAUCAGCUGCUUUGGAGACUAGUUUCAUUGUGAGAAUUCUUUCUUUAAAGCAAAAUGGAGCGACUGCUUUCACAGGGGUGCCAGUCUCUUUGCUUUUACCCCAUCCGAAGCCAACAUGUCACUGAAAAAUGAGCCAAGAGUAAAUACCUCUGCACUGAGGAAAAUUGCUGCUGACAUGAGUAAUUUGAUAGAGAAUCUGGACACGCGGGAGCUCCACUUUGAGGGAGAGGAGGUGGAUUAUGAUGUGUCUCCCGGCGAUCCCAAGAUACAGGAAGUGUAUAUCCCUUUCUCGGUUAUUUAUAAGACUCAAGGAUUCAAGGAGCCGAAUAUACAGACAUAUCUCUCUGGCUGUCCAAUAAAAGCCCGGGUUCUGGAAGUGGAGCGCUUUACAUCUACGACAAGGGUACCAAGUACCAAUCUUUACACUAUUGAGUUAACACAUGGGGAAUUUAAAUGGCAAGUUAAGAGGAAAUUUAAGCACUUUCAAGAAUUUCACAGAGAGCUGCUCAAGUACAAAGCCUUUAUCCGAAUCCCCAUUCCCACCAGGAGACACACAUUUAGAAGACAGAAUGUAAAAGAAGAGCCUCGAGAGAUGCCGAGUUUGCCCCGUUCAUCAGAAAACAUGAUCAGAGAAGAACAAUUCUUUGGUAGAAGGAAACAACUGGAAGAUUACUUGACAAAGUUACUAAAAAUGCCCAUGUAUAGAAACUAUCAUGCAACAACAGAAUUCCUUGAUAUAAGCCAGCUGUCUUUCAUCCAUGAUUUGGGACCAAAGGGCAUAGAAGGUAUGAUAAUGAAAAGAUCCGGGGGACACAGAAUACCAGGCUUGAAUUGCUGUGGUCAGGGAAGAGCCUGCUACCGAUGGUCAAAAAGGUGGUUGAUAGUGAAAGAUUCCUUUUUAUUGUAUAUGAAACCAGACAGCGGUGCUAUUGCCUUCGUCCUGCUGGUAGAUAAAGAAUUCAGAAUUAAGGUGGGGAGAAAAGAGACAGAGACGAAAUAUGGACUCCGAAUUGAUAAUCUUUCAAGGACCCUUAUUUUAAAAUGCAAUAGCUAUAGACAUGCUCGGUGGUGGGCAGGGGCUAUAGAAGAAUUCGUCCAGAAACAUGGCACCAACUUUCUCAAAGAUCAUCGAUUUGGGUCGUAUGCUGCUAUCCAAGAGAACACUUUAGCUAAAUGGUAUGUUAAUGCCAAAGGAUAUUUUGAAGAUGUGGCAAAUGCAAUGGAAGAGGCCAAAGAAGAGAUUUUUAUCACAGAUUGGUGGUUGAGUCCAGAAAUCUUCCUGAAACGCCCAGUGGUUGAAGGAAAUCGUUGGAGGUUGGACUACAUACUUAAACGAAAAGCACAACAGGGGGUGAGGAUCUUCGUAAUGCUCUAUAAAGAGGUGGAACUUGCUCUUGGGAUCAACAGUGAAUACAGCAAGAGGACUUUAAUACAUCUACACCCCAACAUAAAGGUGAUGAGGCACCCAGAUCAUGUGUCGUCCAGUGUAUAUCUGUGGGCUCAUCACGAGAAACUCGUCGUCAUCGACCAGUCAGUGGCCUUUGUGGGUGGGAUCGACCUGGCCUAUGGAAGGUGGGAUGACGAUGAGCACAGACUCACAGACGUGGGCAGCGUGAAGCGUGUUGCUGUGGGACAGUCUCUGGGUUCCCUCACAGCUGAAACAACAGAGUCUAUGGAAUCCUUAAGCCUCAAAGAUAAAAAUGGAUCUAAUAAAAAUCUACCCAUCUUGAAGAAUGGUGAUAAUAUGGAUUCAAAACCAAAAGGAAUAGGAAAGCCCAGAAAGUUCUCCAAAUUUAGCCUCUACAGGCAGCUCCACAGGCACCAGUUGCACAACACGGACAGCAUCAGCAGCAUCGACAGCGCCUCCAGUUAUUGUAAUCACUAUAGAAGUCGUCAGAAUUUAAUCCAUGGCUUAAGACCCCAUUUGAAACUCUUUCGCUCCUCCAGUGAGUCUGGGCAGGGGCCCCCUAGACCUCACGCUGACACUGGCUCCAUCCGCAGUUUGCAGACAGGCGUCGGGGAGCUCCAUGGGGAAACCAGAUUCUGGCAUGGAAAGGACUACUGCAAUUUUGUCUUCAAAGACUGGGUUCAACUUGAUAAACCCUUUGCUGAUUUCAUUGACAGGUACUCCACUCCCCGGAUGCCAUGGCAUGAUAUUGCCUCUGUGGUCCACGGGAAGGCGGCUCGUGACGUGGCACGUCACUUCAUCCAGCGCUGGAACUUCACAAAGAUUAUGAAACCAAAAUAUCGGUCCCUUUCUUAUCCUUUUCUACUUCCGAAAUCUCAAACGACAGCCCAUGAGUGGAGAUAUCAAGUGCCUGGCUCCGUCCAUGCUAACGUGCAGUUGCUCCGCUCUGCUGCUGACUGGUCUGCCGGUAUCAAGUACCAUGAAGAGUCCAUCCACGCUGCUUACGUCCAUGUGAUAGAGAACAGCAAACACUACAUCUAUAUAGAAAACCAGUUUUUCAUAAGCUGCGCUGAUGACAAAGUUGUGUUCAACAAGAUAGGUGACGCCAUUGCCCAGAGGAUACUGAAAGCUCACAGGGAAAGCCAGAGAUACCGGGUGUAUGUGGUGAUACCACUUCUGCCAGGGUUCGAAGGAGACAUUUCAACCGGUGGAGGAAACGCUCUCCAGGCAAUAAUGCACUUCAACUACAGAACCAUGUGCAGAGGAGAAAAUUCCAUCCUUGGACAGUUAAAAGCAGAGCUUGGCAAUCAGUGGAUAAAUUACAUAUCAUUCUGUGGUCUCAGAACACAUGCAGAGCUUGAAGGAAACCUAGUCACUGAGCUCAUCUAUAUCCACAGCAAGCUGCUAAUUGCUGAUGACAACACUGUUAUUAUUGGCUCUGCCAACAUAAAUGACCGAAGCAUGCUGGGAAAGCGUGACAGUGAGAUGGCUGUCAUCGUGCAGGACACAGAGACAGUCCCUUCAGUAAUGGAUGGAGAAGAGUACCAAGCGGGCCGGUUUGCCCAGGGACUUCGGCUGCAGUGCUUUAGGGUUGUCCUUGGCUAUCUUUCUGACCCAAGUGAAGACAUUCAGGAUCCAGUGAGUGACAAAUUCUUCAAGGAGGUGUGGGUUUCAACAGCAGCUCGAAAUGCUACAAUUUAUGAUAAGGUGUUCCGGUGCCUUCCCAAUGAUGAAGUACACAAUUUAAUUCAACUGAGAGACUUCAUAAGCAAGCCCAUAUUAGCAAAGGAAGAUCCCAUUAGAGCUGAGGAAGAAUUGAAAAAGAUCCGUGGGUUCUUGGUGCAAUUCCCCCUUUAUUUCUUGUCUGAAGAAAGCCUACUGCCUUCUGUUGGAACCAAAGAAGCCAUAGUGCCCACAGAGGUCUGGACUUAAGAGUUGUUUUCAUUUGCAGCUCAAGGACUUCCACAUGAAGAGUACACUGCACACAGUGACUUUCUGGAGACCCUGACAGCCAACGCCAGCCCUGAUGCACCCUUUUAUCCAACCAAUGGACCCUUUGGAUUGGCUGGGAAGGGCUACAGUCGCACUGAUAUAGGACACUGAACAUCAGGAGGGCUUUAUAAUUCCUCCUGCCUGUCCUUGUGAAAAAGGGACUGUCUUCUUAUUGGUAGCAUAUACUUAACAACUUAAACACAUACUCAGAUUCCAUGAUGUACACCAAAAUGUGUUUCCUUUGCUAACAAGAACUUACCUGUAACUGUGAUCUAGGUUGCCAAAAAUUGUCUGAACCUCCUUAUUCUUCUCUGACCCUCCUUUAUGCAGCUGAUGUCUGCUGGACCUGCCCUCGUCUCAUAGUCCAUACAGAUACUGUUUGAGACAUUUUUUAUUAUUAGAAGAUGUUGUGAUGCUGCUUCAAGGUUCUUCAAGGUUACAUGGGAUGCCGCUGCCCUUCUGGUCCUGAAGUAAUAAUGUUCACCCAACCAAGAACAUGGUCUUUAUUCCUUUGUAGCAAUUGAGAGGACAGGACAGUCUUUACACAGCAGUCCAUGUUAGGCACUUCUGAUAACAUCGACACUAUGUAUCUUGACACCACAGAGCAACAGGAAGGAAUUAAAUUCGGUUAUCAAGGCAGAGAUUUCACGUUGCCUCCAAAGGCACUGACAAGGUGUGUCCUUUUGAUAGGGCCACCUGAUCAAAUUUGAAAACAAGCAUAGGAUAUUUGAUUACACAGCAACCGAUAAAACUCAAAGACAGAGCAGGCAGCCUUCAGAAACCUCCAAGGUGUCGGUGGGGAUCUGAUCCAGAUAAGAAAAGAAGAUUCCUUAUAGUCCUGUAAAAUUUCUUAUCAUUCUUAGCUCCUGGAUUGAUUGAAAUUUGAGUUUCUACAUUUCAGAAUCAAACCAGUGAAUGUGAUUUGCCUUUCAAGAGCAUCAGAGACUUCAUAACUCCUACCAAGUUAAUAAGUAUGAGCCUAACCUUAUUUGACGUACAGCUCUCCAGCUAUGUUAUCUUCUUUAAGAAAAAUUGAUUGCAAAAUAUGUGCUGCUUUGCUUGCAUUAUUAAAUAUACAUUAACAUUCCACCAGGGCUUCGAAAGAGGUUAGGAUAUGUAUUACUUCACAUUGUCCUAGUGACAAUUGUGUGAAUUGUUCUGGAAACCUGUUUUUCCCUUGUGGAUGUUAGCAUACCCUUUGGUAUGCCAUAGCUCUGAUUUUACUAAGCAGAACUAUUCUUAACAGCCUGAAGAGCUAAUGUGGGUUCCCGAAAUGCCUGUGCCCAUAAAACGUGGUGUAGGUGCAUUGAUUACACAUCUCUGGGUUACCUGGACAGAAUCUCAUUUGAGUCAUUCUUCAAAGAGGCAAGGACCCAAUCCGUUUUCAUGGAGCUAAUAGUCCAGUGGAAAAGGUUAAACAGGAGCACAAGGUCACUGAUCUGGGUUAGUAGGAGAGAGACAGUGUCACACCCGGGAGAGGAUUUCACAGCUGGAGAACAUUUCACAAAUGAGGUGGGACUAUGUAACCAACAAUGGAAAUGUAUAUGCUUUUAUGAAUAAAUAACUUAUUUCUCAGAUGGCUGAAGAUGGUAAAAUGACUUCAUUCUAUAGCAGUUGUAAAUAAGACAUUUGCUAUUUAUGAAAGAAGUUUAGAUUGGCAUUUAAAGUGUUGAGUGUAUGUGGAAUAGCUAACGGUUUCUUUUAUUUUAAAAAUAUUUUUAAACCAUAGAACAGUCAACAAACUGGCUCUUGAUUUUGUGGAACAUGGCCCCAUAAAACCAUGAAAAAUAAGAGACUGAAAGGGCCUUUUCCCUUAAAAAAAAUCACUUAAUCCAACCUCUCCCCAUUUUAUAGUUGAGGAAACUGAGGCUCAGAGUGGUUGAAGGACUCAAAUUCACUAGACUUCUAGAUGGUGGAACUGGGACUAGUGAAAUUGCUACAGAUUGGCGUCUCCUUUCACUUCAUCAUUGCCCGAAACCGAGGAGGUGCAGUAAAUGCAUUUCAGGCAGGGUAUCUCUAAGCUGUUUUGAACCCUGUGAUAUUAUGUAAUUACAUGCUUGGCUGUCUCCUCCUACCAGAAUGUAAGCCCCGCGAGGCAGGGACUGCCUGUGUUUUGUUCACAGUGUAUCCCCAGAGCCUGGAACAGCGCCUGGCCCCUAGGUGCUCAAUAAAUGUUUGUGGGAUGAAUAAAUGAGGUGGAGGAGCAAGCUAAUGAAAGGAAAACCGUAUGGAGUCUCAGACAAGAAACUCGCUGCUGGCUUCUGCCGCAAGUUUUCUUUACUGCAUCUUCUCAAAGGCAGGAUGCUCAUCUGCAGUGAUGAGAGCCUGCAGGAUUUACUUGGAUGGAUUUUAUGGAAAGUUCAGUGCAAUAAUUGCCUGUUUUGCAAUAGCAGUUUACAUAGUGCAGCAUUCUGCAAAAACCGCAUGGGAUGUGGAUAAGAGAUGUGUAAUGGCCUCAUGACCCGUUAUUCUCUCACCAUUACCACUGAAAAGAAGUUCAAAUAAUUUAUCUUUAAACAUUCUAAACACAUCUAAAACAUUUAGCAUUGCAAUGUCUGAUAUAAACUUUAAAAUGCAAAUGAGUCAGAGCCUUGGAAAGCUAUUAUGAAUCUGUUCAACAUUUCAAAUUGACUAUAAUCUUUUUUUUUUUUUUUGGUGAGGAAGAUCAGCCCUGAGCUAACAUCCAUGCUAAUCCUCCUCUUUUUGCUGAGGAAGACCGGCCCUGAGCUAACAUCUAUUGGCAAUCCUCCUCCUUUUUUUUCCCCCCAAAGCCCCAGUAGAUAGCUGUAUGUCAUAGUUGCACAUCCUUCUAGUUGCUGUAUGUGGGACACCGCCUCAGCAUGGCCAGAGAAGCGGUGCGUCGGUGCGCGCCCGGGAUCCGAACCCGGGCCGCCAGUAGCGGAGCACGUGCACUUAACCGCUCAGCCACGGGGCCAGCCCUGACUAUAAUCUUUUGAAAUGCCUAUAAAUGCUGUACCUGACACUCUGAUAAUCUCUGUAAUAAUUUUUGUUUUUAAGAAGGAAAAAUGCUAUGAUUAUAAGAAAUAAAGGGCAGAAAGUGGUCAUGGCCUAUUAAAGCUAUUCAGAGUGGCCAAGCUUAGUCGUUGGAGGAUACUCAACACCGCAGAUCUGGUGCAGGCAUCUGCUCUGUAUCAAGUGUCUGCUUGGUGGCUCACCCUUCAGUGAGAUGUUCUUAAUCCUCAGCUGUAAUGUAUCACAGAGAGGCUUGGGGACCUGGUCAUUAGAUAAUCGAGUGGCCUAUUGUAAAACAAAAUAUUGGUAUUAUUUUAAUAGCACAUUUGGAAGAAAAUUUUGUCUGUAGGAAGUAGAAAACAUGAGCAGUUAAUCUCUUAUGUAAUAACUUGGGACAUUGUCAUAUAUCAUGAAUUAACAGUCUCCAGAUGAAAACAGCCAGAGAAGAAGUCAUUUUACAGAUGUAAGCCUACGAGCGGAACAGAUUUUAUAAAUAUCGGGAAGAACCUGCACUUCUUUCCACAUCUACUCAUUCCUUAUUCCUCCAAUCUCUGUCCCCAGAGUACCUCCUUAUUAUAUAAACCAUCUUAGGAGAUAAGAAAAAGUUUUCUGGAAAAAACAGAAUUAGGCCUCUACAAUAAAUCUUCAGUUUAACUCACACUUUUAAAUAACUGACAAAAUAUUAUUAUUUUUUAACAGAAGUAAUCAGUCUUUUUAACAUCCCUGAUCUGAUGUGGCACAUGAGCAUUUUCAGAUGCCUGUCUCCCUCUGUGGUGGCAGUGAAGAGGACCCUCCAUGGCUUCUCAUCCCUCUCCUCUCUCUCUUGUGUGAAAUGAGAAAAUGCUACAGGAUUUUAAGUGUGCUUAGGAGGACGUUUUUAGUUCCCUGAAAGAUCCUCUGAGACUAAUUAUUACUGGCAGUUUGGAGGUUUAAAAUGGAUUUUACCAGGUGUAGGCCUUGAGAAAUUCUUGCCUGUAGAAUUUCACUGGAAAAGGAAUUCAUCAGCAUCUACCCAAAAGUUGCAGGUGAAGAAUCAAUGGAUUUGCAUUAUUUAUUUUUUUUUUGGUGAGGAAGGUUGGCCCUGAGCUAACAUCUGUUGCCAAUCUUCCUCUUUUUGCUUGAGGAAGAUUGUCCCUGAGCUAACAUCUCUGCCAAUCUUCCUCUACUUUAUAUG
This is a messenger RNA of Diceros bicornis minor, 7600 nucleotides long. It is a transcript of the gene PLD1, whose product is annotated as phospholipase D1. The transcript has 27 exons. The record is from RefSeq and is a predicted model, not a curated record. Bases 169 to 3393 code for a protein of 1074 amino acids. NCBI's taxonomy places the organism in Eukaryota, Metazoa, Chordata, Mammalia, Perissodactyla, Rhinocerotidae. Gene Ontology annotation, biological process: intracellular signal transduction; phosphatidic acid biosynthetic process; cell motility. Gene Ontology annotation, molecular function: D-type glycerophospholipase activity; phosphatidylinositol binding.